CAAACAACUUGCCGUAUUGCCACACUGGCAAAAGGGGAAAGCUUCCUGUGCAACGUCAAGGAGAAGAAGGAGAAGGAGAAGGAGAAGAAGAAGAAGAAGAAGAGGAAGAAGACAUCAAGGAGAAGGAGACUAGCGAGAGAUCGAUCGGAGAGGGAGACAUGGUGCACGGGAAGCUGGAGGUCCUCCUCGUCUGCGCCAAGGGCCUCGAGGACACCGACCUCUUGAACAACAUGGACCCAUACGUGAUCCUCACUUGCCGCACUCAAGAGCAGAAAAGCAGCGUUGCAAAAGGAGCAGGAAGCGAGCCUGAAUGGAACGAGACCUUCGUUUUCACCGUCUCUGGCGAUGUUCCGGAGCUCAAUGUCAAGAUCAUGGACAGUGAUACCUUCUCAGCUGACGAUUUUGUCGGUGAGGCAAACAUUCCCCUGGAGGCAGUGUUUCUGGAAGGCAGCCUUCCUCCGGCCGUCCACCGGGUCGUCAAGGAGGAGAAAUACUGUGGAGAGAUCAAGGUUGCUCUCACCUUCACUCCAGCAGAGGAAACUCGCCAUCAUCACCGCACCGAGGAGGAGGGUUACAGCAGCUGGAACUGAUACCUGCUAACGUGCAUCAACGACAGGGGAUCUUUCCUCAAGAAUUAAUACGCUUGUCAACAAUUCUCUGUGUGUGCGCGCUUCUUCUUCUUCUUUUCUUUUUGCGGGGAAAUACUGUGUGUUAACAUGUCAUAAUAACUGAAGUGGCUAUUAAAAUGCAUCACCAUUUUACCUGAACUACUGCUUGUAUGUAUUAAUAUACUCCAUGGAUUUUUUACGUUUGAUC
Messenger RNA from Oryza brachyantha (malo sina), 816 nucleotides. RefSeq names its product elicitor-responsive protein 3-like. The record is from RefSeq and is a predicted model, not a curated record. The transcript has 5 exons. The coding region runs from base 159 to 590 and encodes 143 amino acids. NCBI's taxonomy places the organism in Eukaryota, Viridiplantae, Streptophyta, Magnoliopsida, Poales, Poaceae.